AUGAAGACGUUUAUUCCCUUCGCGCUUCUUGCGCUCUCCAACGUGUCCUCGGGGUGCCUUUUGCCCCACGAGCGAGAUGAUGCCGCUGGAUUGAAGCCUCUUGUCCGUCGCCAGGGCAGCAACGGAGCUCCGAUUGGCUCAGGCGAUAGAUUCAGUGGUGGCGCAACUGCACCGCGAGGACUGGGAACCCAAUCCUCAUCCGCUUCAAUCGGCACGAUUCUCAACACCAAGGAGGUUUUGAGUGGCCUGCAGGGCCUCGCGAACACCUACGGAAUCGAGACAUUCAACACUCCGUACAAGACCGUCCAGGGCGCAACUGUCGUCGGAGCGAGAGUCGGUGGCACCGCAGGCAACUGCACCGAUGCCUAUCGUGUCUACUUCAACGGCAACAUCCACGCUCGAGAGCGCGGUUCCGCCGAUAGCGUCCUAUACUUUAUCUCCGAUCUGUUGUACGCCAACAAGAACAACGUCGGACUCACGUACGGAUCCAGGUCCUACACCAACGCUCAGGUCAAGACAGCUCUGGCCGCGGGAAUUGUCUUCGUCCCUCUGAGCAACCCCGAUGGAGUGGCCUAUGACCAGUCAUCAAACAGCUGCUGGCGAAAGAACCGCAACCCCAAUGGCGGAGUUGACCUGAACCGCAACUUCGACUUUCUCUGGGACUUCAAAAAUCUGUUUGCCUCCUCGGCCCAGUCAAGCGUUGCCUCAACCUCUCCUAGCUCUGAGACAUACCACGGAACCAGCGCUUUCUCUGAGCCUGAGACCAAGAACAUCAAGUGGGUGCUGGACACGCACUCCAAGAUCCGUUGGUACAUCGACCUUCACUCAUAUGCAGGCGACGUCCUGUGGAGCUGGGGCAGCGAUGAGAACCAGUCCUCGUAUCCCACCAUGAACUUCCUCAACGGCACCUAUAGCAAAGUCCGUGGUAUUCUCACCGAUACUCCCUCUCCCGGCAGGGGCUAUGGCGAGUAUCUCCCCCAAGCGGACUCUGACACCCAGGUCGCCGUGGCCAAGCGCGUGGCCUCAGCCCUGACUGCAGGCGGCGGCAGGUCUUACACGUCUUUCCAGUCUGCCGACCUGUAUCCCACAUCGGGAGCCAGCGACGAUUAUGCCUACUCACGACACUUCGCCGACCCCACCAAGAAUCUCAUCCACGCAUACACGGUCGAGUUUGGUUUCGAGAAUAACGCUGCGUCAUGCCCCUUCUAUCCCACUGUCUCCACAUUCAACUCCAACCUCCGAGCAACCAGUGCUGGUUUCAUGGAGUUUUUGUUGGCAGCUACUGACAAUGGGCUUGGAGAUGCACCCACUUGUUAA
Trichoderma aggressivum f. europaeum is the source of this 1317-nucleotide messenger RNA. RefSeq lists its product as uncharacterized. Gene Ontology annotation, molecular function: metallocarboxypeptidase activity; zinc ion binding. NCBI's taxonomy places the organism in Eukaryota, Fungi, Ascomycota, Sordariomycetes, Hypocreales, Hypocreaceae. The transcript has a single exon. Bases 1 to 1317 code for a protein of 438 amino acids. Gene Ontology annotation, biological process: proteolysis. The record is from RefSeq and is a predicted model, not a curated record.